AUGAUGGCACCUUUAGAAAAAAGGCCUCGUCGGUCAGAUGACUACGAUUCAGCACCAGGGGGAGGAAGCAACCCUUACUACGACAACGUUCCCGGUACAUCCCUCACACGAGCUUCUGCCGGCCCAAGCACAAGUACGUCUAUGCAAGCGCCUCACAAUCCAGCAUAUCUCUCAGCAGCUGCUGCGAAUGGUGCUGCUGGUAGUAGCAGUGCGGCUGCCGCGAAUGGCACUCUGGGCAGGGCCGGGAGCCCACUACUCGCUUCGCAUCUUUCAGCACGAUCCCUAGCACAAGCAUCAGCAGGACACAGCCACCACCAGUCCUCAGGUCCAGAAGACAACGAGGAGAUGGCUGCCCCACCAAAGAGCUCUUCUACAUCAGCAGGCACUCGAGGCAGGGGUCGAGGUCGUGGCCGAGCUCGCGGAUCAACAAGAGGCAAAGGUCGAGGCAGAGGUGCAAGUGCUACAGCCGCUUCUCGCCCCUCUGCUGCUGCUGCUGCUGCUGCUGCUGCUGCUGCUGCCAACGCUGUCGACCUCUCGCAUUCUUACUCCGAGGAAGGCUUCAUCAACGGUCACACACUCGACGGCGUAGAAGAGGACCCAGACGAAGCAGCGCCAAAUCCACUUAUCUUCCAAUGUCGUUCCUGCUACCGUUUACUUGGCGACUCGUUCUCGUUCGUUGCGACCGACACAGAUCUCGGCUACGUCAUCCUGUCUGACGUCUCAGAUGUCGUGCAGCAAGAUACGGCCUACGAAACAUCGACAGAACCAGGAAAAGACAUCGGGUCUACCUUCGCACGCUUGCGCUGCGGGGGAUGUCAAGCCAGCGUGGGUCGAAAUUACAGAACAACGCCGAGGGAUCUGGAUGAUUUGCGAGACUGCUUCUCGUUGGAAGUGGAUGCGAUAUCUACGUACAUGCUGGGAAGUGGCUUUACUAAGCAGCUUCCUGGAGACGAAGAAGAGGAUGGAGAGGAGAAGGACAACAGAGAGAGACAAGCAGUGACACUCAGUAGCGGGCAAGGAUUGGAAAGUAAGAUGGAACGCACAAGAGCAUUGACGAUUGAGAUGAGCGACCGGUUGAUCAAGGCUGAGGAAGAUAUCAGGAGGUACAGUGCAUUGGUUGAACAGUUGAUGCAAGAGAAGGCUGAAGCUCAAGCGUCGGCAUCGGCGCCACAACCUGUCGAGGAAGAGACAGCGCCGGAAGCGGUGGCUGCAGAUGAAUCUCAUUCUACACCUCCUCGCCUAUCCAUCGCUGAGCCAACUCCGGCUGCUGCAGAGGAAGAGAUGCCAGAGAAGCCAGCAGAAGAAGCGUCGGUCCAAGAACCAUCUACACCACUAGGAGACGGGAUCAAACCAGAAUCACAAUACAGCUCCACCACAACCAGCAGACCAGCACGCAAAGCUACGACCACCUAUCUCUCCUCGACCAGAAGCAAGCGCAGCUUAGGCGGUGGGAGUAGCAGCAACGGCGUCGUCGUGCUGCUCGACAACUCUAAUAAUAUUAGCUAUUCCUGA
Messenger RNA from Ustilago hordei, 1512 nucleotides. RefSeq lists its product as uncharacterized. Gene Ontology annotation, biological process: chromosome segregation; CENP-A containing chromatin assembly. Bases 1 to 1512 code for a protein of 503 amino acids. Gene Ontology annotation, cellular component: chromosome, centromeric region; chromatin; nucleus. The record is from RefSeq and is a predicted model, not a curated record. Lineage: Eukaryota; Fungi; Basidiomycota; Ustilaginomycetes; Ustilaginales; Ustilaginaceae. The transcript has a single exon.